This is a messenger RNA of Aplysia californica (California sea hare), 1196 nucleotides long. Its product is annotated as transcription factor mef2A. The record is from RefSeq and is a predicted model, not a curated record. NCBI's taxonomy places the organism in Eukaryota, Metazoa, Mollusca, Gastropoda, Aplysiida, Aplysiidae.
UGUCGUGUGCUGUGGUGUAUACUGGCUACUUUCACACGGAUUCUUUGUGCGUUUGUUUGUUAGAGUCAAGAGAAGCGUGUCAACUCUAUUGGCCUAAUGAUCAUUUAGCGUUGGGAAAUUUGAUUGUUGUUGGGUUUGGGUUUUUUUAGCAAAGAGAAGCAUAUCGACAUGGUAAUGGUCAUUUAAAGCUGAAAAAUGUGUUUGAGUGAAAGGAAGCACAUCGACACAACGAUGGAUAUUUAGUGCUGAGGAAAAAGGUAAGACAGAUAGAAGCAUCACAAGGAGAGAAAAGAAGUUGGACCUAUCAGUGACACCCUCCAACUACCCACGUGCUGCUACAAAAGGAAGACAGACAGAAACAACAGAGCGAAAAAAAUAAAAGAGUAGGACCUGACCUGACCUACCAGUGACAGCCUCCAACCACCCUCUCUCACAGGGAUUCAAAAUGGCGGACCCGUACACCUAUCGCAGAACGAGCCUCAGCGUUCACGGCUUACAAGAAGCCCUUGACAGCCACGACCGCAUCACUAAAGGAAACUACGACAGCGGCAACAACACUACCAGCCACAGCAACAACUACUUCAAUAACCACAACAUCAACAACAACAGCAGCAGCAACAACAACAACACCCACCACAGCUAUCGCGAUGACGACAACGACGAUCGAAAUCGUAGAGAAUACAACAACGGUUACAACGACACCAGCAAAGGACGUGGUGGUGAUAACAAUAACGACUAUAGUAAUGCUGCUGCCAGAGAUCAUAACGGUGAUAACAGGUUGGCGAGGAGAGAUGAUGAGAGAGAGAAGGACGACGACGGGAAUGAGAGAAAGUCGGACAGUCGCGGGAACAAAACGCACAGGGGGAAGCCCAAGGGCGAGAGUGUGAGGAAGAGAUAUUAUGAUACCUCAGAAAUGGAAGAUGUCCUUCAGGACAAGAUCGCCACCCAGCUCCGCGAGAACGGCAUCGCCGAGACCAAAGUGGUCACGUUGUCCGCCAAGAUCUCACAGGCAGUCCGAGAUGACGUCAUCGACUCGGAGAACGGCAGGCAGCCACAGGUGACGGCCAACCUUACAGAAGCCAUCAACAAACACCUGGACCCGAUGCUCUACAACAGAGACGAUGCCACGGACCUGAGAGACUCACAGAAGCCCAGGGACGCUAUACAUCUGUCAAACCUUGUGCUGCUCAGGCUGG